Amaranthus tricolor (Joseph's coat) is the source of this 1231-nucleotide messenger RNA. RefSeq names its product methyl-CpG-binding domain-containing protein 5-like. The coding region runs from base 445 to 1059 and encodes 204 amino acids. The record is from RefSeq and is a predicted model, not a curated record. NCBI's taxonomy places the organism in Eukaryota, Viridiplantae, Streptophyta, Magnoliopsida, Caryophyllales, Amaranthaceae. The transcript has 3 exons. Gene Ontology annotation, molecular function: DNA binding.
AGUUUGUGCAUAAGUACAUUAUCAUUAUAUGAUCUUCAAUUUGUACAUUUAUUUGACAUUAAUGUUAUAGGAAGAAAAAGAAACUAUAUAAUGCAUAAUUGGAGAAAAAAAGAAUCAAAACUUUAGUUAUAUAAAGAUUUUUUCUUUGUAUUUCCCUUAGGAUCCACAAAUUAUCAUAAACUACACUGUCCACGGGCGUGAGGAUUAUUGUAUAUUUGCAAAACAUAAUUACAUGGGAUAUUGUUACCUUGUUUGUGUUGAUCUUCUCUCAUAAAGAAAUGAACUCCUUGUUUAGAAAAUCCCCCUCUUUUUAUUCUCAACUUGACUUCACAAUUCCUGCUAUAAAACUAACCAAUAAAAUCAAACCACUACGGGUACCUUUCAAUAAACAAAUUAAAUAAAAUCAAACCUCUACAUUAAUUCAUUGACAGUUCUACUCUUCUCAUGGAAGAACAAGAACUCAACAACCAUAUUCAACCCGACCCGCUUCUGAAACCUGGAGCAUUCAUUGAUCCAUACCCAUUUUCGAAUAAUUAUACUCCCUGUAACCUGAACCCGGUCAAACGAAUGGGUGGUGGAGCAAGAAAUUCAAAUGGGAAGCCAUCAACCCCUGAUAAGGAAACUCUUGUGGGUCCUACACCUGAUUGGUUGCCGCCUGGUUGGAUUUGCAAGGAGCGUGUUAGGGCUUCCGGUGCUUCUGCUGGUGCUCGUGAUAAGUAUUACAUAGAUCCAGUAACACAGCGUAAAUUCAGGUCAAAGAAUGAAGUGCUCAACUAUCUCGAAACAGGAACGCCCAAGAAGAGAAGGAAUACAAAUUCUGAUGCUGAUCAUACUCCAGGGUCUGAGUCUAAGCGCAAGAAAUCCAAUACAAAAGUGAAAGAUGUCUCGAUGAAUCUUAAUUUUGAGGAUGUCCCGGAGAAGGUUACAUGUAAUCUGAGAAAUAACUAUGAAACGACAUGGACUACGUCGAUUAAAGGUGUUAAUUUUGUUCAACAGGAAUGGGCUGCAACUUUUACAUACCUCAACUUACAACAUAAUGGUGGAUCAGGAUUCAUUUGAGAAUCUUUUUUAGAAUGUUACAAAUACAUAAUUACUAACAAACCACAUAGUUGAAACAUGUCCUUAUGAAAUCUUUCGAAUUGCUUCCUUUUUGGAUUAAAUUUUGUGAAUACAAAAUAAUAGUUCAUGGUUCGUUUGGUUUCUUGGUCGGAAAACUAGUCACAAAACUCGA